GAUUAAAUGAACUUUAUCAUUUAGUUGCCCGUAGUUAUUGCAGCCGGUUCAUUAAAUAGCUAAAAUAAUAUAGUCAAAAUGUUGUGUGCCAUACUUUUACCUUUACUAAUCCCGGUAGGGUUAGUGAUAUUUUUCAAGAUACUAAAUAAACCGGACAAGCCGGCGUUAUUUGGCGUGUAUCAACAGAAAAAUAAAUUCUUCUAUUUGAAGUUUUUAUUUAUGUACACGGUUUUGAGGUUUAGACAGCUAAAAAAUCACCUCACCCGGCAAUUUGCGGUUGAAGUCGGCAAGAGCUGCGAUGGGACAUUGCACGUUCAUAAACAAGAUGUGGUUCUCGAAAACAAGUAUUAUCUAGGGGAUUACGAACAGGCCAUCGAUGCGGUGUAUUUCAAUGGCACUAAAGAGGGUGAUGCAGUGAUUUGCGGAAUUGCAAGGAGGCCCAAGAAUGUCGUAGAUGCCUUCUUAUACUUGAAGGUCAAAGGGGAAGAGCUCCUUCUUUCACCGGAGUUACCCGACACUUACCAAAACCAAGUGACGAUCGAAGAGGGCCUGUAUAGAAUAAAGGGCCUUGAAGUUGUCAACUUUAUUCCUAUGAGAACCUGGAAAUUGACUUACAAUGGUGAAAUGAAACCCAGGAACGAUUCGGAGAAGAGAGUGAAAGUAGAAGCCGAACUAACAUGGAGCGCGGUGUUCUCACACUUCAACUACGACACUCAGAUGUCGCCUAUAGGUUUAGCACGAGACAUGGCUACUGAAAAAUGGUCGAGGGGCUACUUCAAGCUACUCAAAAAAUUACACCAAACACAUUACGAACAAAUGGGUGUCAUAGAGGGCACUGUCACCAUCGACGGCAAGGAACACUCUAUCAACAUACCAUGUGUUAGGGAUCACAGUUUUGGACCGUUCCGUGACUGGCGUACAUUCCACCGUUACGUCUACCAUUUUAUGUUCUUGGAAAAUGGUGACUGCUUAGCCAUUGGCACAGUUUGCCAACCUGCUGUUUUAUCGCAUCUGACUAUCGGAUACCUCUGCCGUCAAUCAGACCAAGCUGUGUUACCAGUACAGUCCAGUGACUUUAAAAUGUACCAACACGGUGAAAAUCAGAUCUUGCCCAAAGAUUACGGAUUUACUUUCGAAGCUGGUCACCAAACAUAUGCAGUAAAAGUACAGGUUGAAGACGAGGAAAUAUUCUACAUUGGCAAGUCCAGGGAGGCUAAGUUCUAUGAGCGAUGGUGUACCGUGGACAUCAACGGCGUUAAGGGCUCCGCUUGUGUAGAAUGGCAUUACAAUAAUGUUCAGUCUACUAGAGAAAAGACUGCGUAAUUUAAUAACUUAGCAUGUAUGGGAUAAUGGCAGGAUGAUGAUGUAGUUGUUUUUAAUUUUAUUUAUAUAGCAACAUUUUCAAAUUCGAAUUGAAAACAAAUUCGAAAUUUGAAAAACGUGACGUGUUUUGUAUUUUUUGAACUGGCAAUGACACUGUUUAUUGCAUUACUAUGUGUGUGUUAGUAUAGUAAUAACAAUAAAUUGAUGUGUGCGUAAUUUUUGUUGUUUUCUUAACCUUACCUAAAUAAUGGUGGAAAGGAUUUUUAUUAUAUUGACGUUUAAACGGUUAGUGUUAAAUAAAAACUAAAUUAGCGAGGAAAGUUAACUAUAUUUAGCAUAACAUUUUUUACUUAAGUAAGUUAUAACUUAAGUAUAUCUAUAAAAUAUGGACUAGCAAUAUAAUUCACAAUAAUGACAAUACAUUUUAUUUCAUUGAAUGAAAAUCAUAACCAAUUCAAUUAAUAAAUAAAGACUAGAUAACUGCGACAAAAAUCUACUGACUAUUGCGCUAGCGAAUAGGCAUAAUACUGUACUCAAUUGUGUAACCAUUCAGCAAUCAAGCAAGAUUGUAUAAAUAAAAAAAUAUAUUUAUAUUUCUAGGCAUUCACGAGCCCUAUACCCAGUUCACCUUAUAUUUAAGAUGUUGCAUAGAACACUAUGUUUCAGAAUUCUUGCUUGUAAAUAUUCUGUCGCAGUCAUCUCCCCUCUCAGGACCUAUCCAAAGUAAAAAUCAACGUUAUAACUAAUUUGUUCAGCUAACUAAGUAUUACAGAAAAAAAUCCUUGUACAAAAUAAAAACUAUUAGCAAUAUACUAUCUCUGUUUGUCUCUUAUACAUAUUUGGUAUACAUGUAGGAGUAUGUACGUUCGUAUACAACAGUAUUAUGGAUAUGAGAUUUUCAUCGCGGUUUUACACGUACUUUCCACAUUUAUGUAGACCAAACGUGUAUAUCAGAAAAAUAAUAUGACGUAUGUAGAUAUAAAAUUCUUAUAAAACAUUGUACUUUAUUCAUCGAAUAUCAUGUAUCAACCAGCCUCUUACUAUAACUACGUUUGUGUUAAUAUUUAUUAAAUAAAGAAGUGGAAACGAA
Molecule: messenger RNA, 2413 nt
Organism: Helicoverpa armigera (cotton bollworm)
Lineage: Eukaryota; Metazoa; Arthropoda; Insecta; Lepidoptera; Noctuidae
Exons: 9
Coding region: 79-1323 (414 amino acids)
Source: RefSeq, a predicted model, not a curated record